Molecule: messenger RNA, 868 nt
Organism: Pseudo-nitzschia multistriata
Lineage: Eukaryota; Bacillariophyta; Bacillariophyceae; Bacillariales; Bacillariaceae
Source: the annotation of a GenBank genome assembly
CUAAUGUGUACAGAACCCAAGAUCUGUUUUGCAAUGGGCCCAACCGAUACGUUCGAAUGCUCCGACUUGGCACAAGCAGAACAAGAUGCGAAGGCAACCGCCGAACUGCACAKKUAGGAACUUGCAAUGGACGUGGAAAUAUUCCGUACUUCACCCAACGUGAUAUUUUGGCAUCCAACGGUAUCAUUCACGUCAUCAGCAAUGUGAUGAUCGCAAGUCCCGACGGAACGUUGCAAGGGUGUGGAUUGCUUAGAAGCCCGCGACCGACCCCAAACCCAACCAGGAAGCCUACGAGAAACCCCACCAGGAACCCUACCAGAAGUCCAUCGGUAAGUCCAACGCUAACGCCGACGGCUUACCCGUCCGCAACGCCGACGGAUGUUCCAUCGUCCACGCCGACGGAUGUUCCAUCGUCCACGCCGACGGGUUCGCCGAGCGGUAGUCCGUCGUCUAGGCCAACGAGUGUGCCGAGCGAUAGUCCGUCGGCCGCACCGUCUGCUAGUCCGUCGGCCGCGCCGACUGAAGCAACGACUCAAGAGUCUACGAUCCUGAGUACUUUCACAUCAAAUUCUCCAACCUGACCUAACCAAACUUAAUUCAUAUGCUACAUCCAGUUUUAACGUGCCGUUGUUCUCUCUGAUUGAUUCUCCAUUUUGGGAGGCAAGGGAAACACUUUUUUCCCACCGCUAAAUCAAUGAUUUGGAAACGACCCAACUCGAUGACGGAUACGUUGCGUACUGUGAAAGUAUUUUUUAUAUGUAAGAAUUCGCUGAAAACACAAAGCAAAUCAUCAAAUUGUGCUGUACUUUAUUUGUAAGAUGGAAGACCGCGUGUAAAGAACGCAACAAAUUAAAAACAAUUAAACCAA